Molecule: messenger RNA, 1786 nt
Organism: Colletes gigas
Lineage: Eukaryota; Metazoa; Arthropoda; Insecta; Hymenoptera; Colletidae
Product: proline hydroxylase buaE
Exons: 7
Coding region: 444-1451 (335 amino acids)
Molecular function (GO): dioxygenase activity
Source: RefSeq, a predicted model, not a curated record
CGACGGGAGUGCAGUACGGUUCAAAGCAUCGUGCAAAGCACAUUAGAGGAGCCAAUACGCGCUAGCGACGGUCCCACGUGUCACGUCGUGUUUUAGCAAAACGCCAGUGAAAUUGUUCGGGAUCGCCUGUACCGGGUGGGCGAAUUCGCACGUGGUGAGUGUAGUGUGCAGACGCGUCGCAACGUCGAGCCACGUAUUUUCUGUCUCGAUAUAUCAUCGGUGCUACACGAUCGAACGAAGAGGACGAAAAGGUAGCAAACAGCUUUAAAGUCGACGCACGAAAAAGGAACCGAUCGAGUGAACGGUACGGAAAGAUCGGGGACAAGAUACGAAAUUGCGAGAGUAGCCGAAGACCGAGCAGCGAGAAGGAACGAGAACGGGAGGACGAAGGAGAAAGACAGCGAUAGAAAUCUCAUUUCGACGAGUAACUGGCCACGAGUAAGAUGAGCUGCUGCACGAGUGCCCCGAUUGUAACUCAGACAUGUGAGACGCUUCUAAGCAAGUGCGAAGUGCCGAUCAUCGACCUCGCUCAUAUGGGGACUGAGAGAUGUCCUCAGAAGGGUGUCGUGAAACAAGUGGCUUGGAAGCUGGUAAGGGCGCUGUCCGAGAAAGGACUGGCCUUGCUCGUCAACCACGGCAUUCCGGAAUGCAAGAUGAAAGCUGCUUACAGAGCUCUCGAUUCAUUUUGCGAAUUACCAGAGGAGAUACGAGCGAAAUACGAGCGCACCACGCCGGGGAACCACGGUUACCUUAAACCGGGGCCUUCCUCAUAUACCGAUGAGAAAGAAGCACGUCAUCUUUUCAACGUAACCGGAAGCGGGGGUAUUCUCCCAGAUGAUGAGGUGCCUAGCUUCAGAUUAGCGGUCGACGAACUCACUCGAGAUUUCAAGCAACUGUCUGCCAUGCUCCUAACUGCUCUGGCCGUGGGCCUAGAGCAAUCACCUGAUUUCUUGCUGUCGAAGCAUUCGCACAUGCUGGAAUCUGAUAACGAGUCAACCCUUCGUCUCCUUUACUAUCCGCCUCUUGGUGCACCAGCGCCUGGACUGGCUCGUUACGGCGCUCAUUGUGAUUACGGUACUUUCACUUUAUUGGCACAGGAUUGCGAAGGAGGUUUGGAAAUACAAACUCCGUUUGGAGAACGAUGGGGAAGAGUCGGCCAUCUUCCCGGUGCUAUUUUGGUGAUCAGUGGCGACAUUUUAGCGAGUUGGACCAACAAUCAAAUUCCAGCUUUAAGACAUCGUGUCGUUGUCCCAGAACUCUGUGGCCGAGGUCGUCAUUCCAUUGCCUUCUUCGUGCAUCCGGAUAAUAAUAUUCUCAUCGAGCCUUUAGACACAAAGAUCGCAAUAUCGAAUCAGGAAGCAGCUCCGUGCCGUUUACAGAAAAAGAAACGCGGCGUUCUGACCGCGUACCAGCAUCUGCAACGUCGUCUUCGAGAAACGUAUGCCUCUUAACGUUAUCCGGACAAAUUACAUCUUUUUCUCUCAAAAUGAAGAAGCGGUCCUAGUAACAUUACUGCCGAUCGUUCACAUGUUCACUAAAGAAGCCGGCAAUUUUGAACAUUGCAACAUGAUGGAUUUAUCUGAUUCGAAGACACUACUCGUCUUAUAUGGGAACUGUGACGUGUAAAUAAAGGAACCUUACAACAAUCGACCAUUGAUCGUAAAAUUAUGGUCUGCACGAUUUUCGUUUCAAACGAUGCAAAUCACCAUCGGUAAAAUGUAAGAACAACGUCGUUGCAUCACAAAGGCAAUAAUAAAGAAAUUUGUACUUACAUUUUGUAAAAAAA